CAAUCUCUCCUCUCUCCAGGGAAAUGAGCUGGUUGUCUGGGUGGGCAGAGAAGGCUGAAGAGUUUCUAAAUCGUGUGGAUCAGGGGGCAGCACAGGCCUUGCAAACGGACACUGGUUUAUUGAGUUCUACAUUUGCAGUGCCAAGUGCACCAAGUAAUUAUGAAACCGAGAAAGAAGUGGGUGCUGAUGCUCAAUCACAGCCAUCAGCACCACGGAAGAAUCUAACACCAGCGUCCAGUGUCCCACACAACCUGUCAUCUUAUUGGGAUUCAGCUCAUCAGAAAUCCAAUUCUUCAGCUAACAGAAAGGAUAGCCCCAUUCAUCGCCCCAAGCCUAAGGACGACGAACUAAUGGAGUAUCUCAACAAUCCUGAUUCAGUGAAUCCAAGUGCCAAGUCUGAAUCAACAUCAACCUUUGGAGAAUCAGUAGUUGAUGCAGAAGUUACUCAGGAGCAGUUGCUCCUAGGAGCCAUGGAACAGAUUGAGAUGAAAACUGACGUUGAAGAAGCAGAGACCUUGAAGACCAAUCGUAGUGGUCACUCAGGCUUAGGUGAAGGAUUUCAGCCAAAUUGGCAAAUGUCCAGGGAGAAUGAAACCAGUCCUCCAGUUAUGGAUGAGAAUUCCCUCUUAAGGAGUGAAGUCAACUCUCUUAAUGAAGAAAUGAACCAAUUGUUGAAGAGAGUCAAGGAUCAGGAGCAAGAGAAUAAAAAAAUGGAGAAAACUAUAGAACUCAGCAAGUCAGAAAUGAAAUCCAAGCAAGCAAUCAUCAAGGAGUUGGAAGCCAAAUCGAGGGAUAUGACUGAUGCACUUCAGGCCAAGGACUCUCAGCUGGCUGUGCUUAGAGUUCGCCUUCAGGAGGCAGACAGUGACCUCAAAAUCAAAGAAGAUUUUUUGGAGAAACUUCGUCAGGAGAAUCAGAUGAUCAUUCAGGCCAGCAGUGAAUCAAGUGGUUUACAUAAUCAAGCUCUGGAGUCUCUCCAGGGAAAAGUGGUCGAGUUAGAGGCUGCUUUGGAACGAGAGCAGUCUGCUCAUCGUGCUGCCCAAGCAGAGGCUAUGCAGAGGUCAUCUCAGCUGGAGGAGGAAAAAGCAGCUUUAUCUGCCACCUUAACGGAAAUGCAAGGAAAGAUGAAAGAAAGCAAGGAAUGGGCAAGUGAACUGAGUGCUCGCUUGCAACGGGAAAAGGAGAGCAAAGAAGCUGCCCAGGAAGAAUAUGCCGAGUACAAGCAGAAAGCACAACGGAUACUACAAAGUAAGGAGAAACUGAUUUCUAGUCUAAAGGAAGGCAACAAGGCAGAUGGAUCUGGAGUGGACAGCAAGGAAGUGGAGUCACUGAAAAUGGAAUUGGAUCAAAUCAAACAGGAGAGAGACCUGCUGCGUGAAGAGAUCCAGCAGACCCAGGUGACUCUGCAGCAGUUGAAAACUCAGCUCUAUGAGCAAGAAACUACAAUUCAAUCUGAUGCAGCUGCAGCACAUGAGACUCAAAGGACUCUAGAAGACAGCCUCAAAGAUGAGAGUCAUAAGAAGGAGGAAUUGGAAAAAGAGUGUAAACACCUGAAUGAAGAAAUCCAAUACCUGAGAGAUGAACUUCUGAAGCAGAAGACAACACUCUCAAGUCGAAUUGAUGAGAGAGAGCAGGAGAUAGGACGACUGAGACAACAGCUCACUGCCAAGCAACUGUCAUCAAGUUCUACAACGGAAUUGGAGGCUCGACUCCAAAGUCUCACAGAGAGUCUCAUACAGAAGCAGACACUCAUUGAAACAUUGAGCACUGAGAAGAACUCUCUGACUCUUCAACUGGAACGUCUUGAGGAUCAAGUGAAAAGAGAUGGCCUGUUUCCUCGCCCAAGCAGCUCCUUCAUCAACAUGAAUUCAACCGAUGAUGCAAAGGCUCAGUACCCAAGCUUCAUGAUUGAGAACCCAUUUGAUAGUGGGGUUACCAGGCGUGUUAAAAGGGCCUACAGCACUCUGGACCGCUUCAGUGUUCGCCUGGGGCGCACUCUCCGUCGUUACCCCAUGGCUCGGACCCUCAUCAUCAUUUAUAUGAUCCUCUUACACUUAUGGGUGAUGAUUGUCCUGUUGACCUACAAGCCUGAGAUCCAUAAUACUAAUUUCUCUCCAGAGCCCAUUCCACCCAAGCCACUUUAAAAAAUAACUUCAGCUUAUUUCAAUACCUUCUGUAUUUAAGAUGAAUCUAUUGUACCACAUAUACAGUUCACUUUUUCUCAUAUAUUGAACUAUGCAAUCGUAAAAAUCUCUGAAGAAGUUGGAACAAAUCAAUGGAAUGUGGAGUUGCCAAUCAAGGAAUGUGUAGGUUCAUGGUCUCUGUGUGAUAAGUUCAUUGAAGGUGAUGGUACAAUAAAAAUGAUAUUUUCAUGCAUGAA
This is a messenger RNA of Darwinula stevensoni, 2380 nucleotides long. The record is from the annotation of a GenBank genome assembly. NCBI's taxonomy places the organism in Eukaryota, Metazoa, Arthropoda, Ostracoda, Podocopida, Darwinulidae.